AUGGUCCUCGCAAGCCACCCCAACCCAACUGCCCCGGUCAUCUCCCACUUCAACCUGACCGGUAAAGUUGCCCUUGUUACAGGAGGCUGUCGUGGCAUCGGGCUGGAAGUCGCCCGCGGGCUCGCCGAAGCAGGCGCGAAUGUGGCCAUCACGUACACGAGCCAGAAGCCCGCCGACGCUGAUGCCAUUGCCGCCUCCCUCGCGGCCUCGACUGGCAGGUCCGUGAAGGCGCUGAAGUGCGAGGUGAAAAGCCGGGCCGAAGUCUUCGAGACCGUGGAAAAGGUUGUCGCGGACAAAGAACUCAGCCCGACCGGCAGGCUUCACGUCGUCGUUGCCAAUGCAGGUACAGCCGGUAACGUCCCCGCACUAGACCACCCAGAGGACCGCUGGAGGGAGAUGCUAGAUAUUAAUUUCCACGGGGCUUUCUGGACGGCCCAGGCGGCUGCCCAGGUGUUUGAGCGGCAGUGGAGGGCGGAUGGCGGGAAGGAGGGCGGUGCGCAGAGCCGGUGUAGUAUCAUUUUCACUGCUUCGGUGUCGGCGAUCCUGGUGAACGUCCCACAGAAGCAGGCCGCUUACAACGCCAGCAAGGCUGCUCUUGUGCAUCUCGCUAAGUCUCUGGCGGUGGAAUGGGUGGACUUUGCGAGAGUGAACUGCAUUUCCCCGGGGUUUAUCAAAACGGAUAUUCUUGAAGGCGCACCUCAGUGGGUAGAGGAAAAGUGGAUGAGCAUGGUUCCGGCGGACCGAAUGGCCCUGCCAGAGGAGCUGAAAGGUUCCUAUGUGUAUCUAGCAUCUGAUGCUAGCAGUUACAUGACAGGGGCUAACCUCGUCAUCGAUGGCGGUUACACGCUGCCUUGA
Molecule: messenger RNA, 855 nt
Organism: Diaporthe amygdali
Lineage: Eukaryota; Fungi; Ascomycota; Sordariomycetes; Diaporthales; Diaporthaceae
Product: short chain dehydrogenase reductase family
Exons: 4
Coding region: 1-855 (284 amino acids)
Cellular component (GO): intracellular anatomical structure
Molecular function (GO): oxidoreductase activity, acting on NAD(P)H, oxygen as acceptor
Source: RefSeq, a predicted model, not a curated record